AUUAUAGGCGUUGGUUCUUAUUUCCUAGUAAUGAUCGAAAAUUGCUUGAAGAGCGACAAGCAGCUGUAAAAUAUUUUGUGUCUUCAAAAAAUGCAGAUAUUAUGAAUACCUUACAAGGAAGUUUGAAACAUAUAAAAUAUUUGCCCAGAAUUAUAACUCGUAUGAAAACUGCUCAAGCAUCCAUGAAUGACUGGCAGUCACUAUAUAAGACUGCUUAUCAUGCUAUGUUAGUUGGUGAAAUUUGUCGUUCACGUUCAAAUAGCUUGGAAAUUUUUAAGCAGAUAAGUGUAGUAUUUUCAACUGAUUUGUUUCGAAUUGCAAGCUUAUUGAACAAAAUUAUUGAUUUUGAGGAGUAUGCAAAACAGAAUCAUUUUGUUGUGAAACCUGGUGUAGAUAGCGAAUUAGAUAAAAUGAAGCGAACCUACAAUGGCCUUCCAGAUUUCAUGACUCAAGUGGCUUACCAAGAAUUGCAAGAUCUCAGUCAAGACGUCCAACAAUGCAGUGUUAUAUACCUUCCACAAUUAGGUUACUUGUUAGCCAUUCCUGCUACUGAACAUAUGAAAGGAGCCAAAGAUUAUUCUAUCCCAAAUCUGCGAUUCAUGUUCAUUGUGAAUGAUAUUGUACAUUAUAAAAGUGCUAAUACCAAAAAAUUGGAUGCCCUCCUUGGUGAUACACUUUGUGAUAUUUAUGAUAAAGAAACACAAAUAAUGCACAAACUUCAGGAUGUUAUUUUAGAAAUGAAAGAUGUUCUCAUUGGUGUGAUGGAAUAUGCUGCUAAACUGGAUUGCCUGAUUGCUCUAGCUGUAACUGCGAAAGAAUAUAACUGGGUUCAGCCUGAAAUAUCUAAUGAUGGAGAUUUUGUAGUUGAAAAAGGAAGGCAUCCACUGCAAGAAAUGUGUGUUCCUUCAUUUGUUGCAAAUGAUAUUUACAGUGGAGGCAAUGAAAGUAAAAUAAAAAUUUUGACUGGUCCCAACUCUAGCGGAAAAAGCAUCUAUUUAACACAGAUUGCUUUGAUAGCUUUUAUGGCUCAUGUUGGAAGCUUUGUACCUGCACAAAGAGCAAAAAUUCCAACAUUGGAUAAAAUUUUUACCUGCAUUUAUUCAGCUGAAUCUGUUUCUCUCAAUUUAUCAGGUUUUUUAAUUUCUCUGAAUCAGUUUUCUGGUGCUUUAAAUAAUGCUACUGGAAAAUCUCUAGUUAUUGUAGAUGAAUUUGGUAAAGAUACUGAAUCAGAAAGUGGUUUGGCUCUUUUGAUAGCUAGUUUGGAAUUUUGGGUUCAGAAAGGAUUAGCAUCUCCUCAUAUCUUUCUUGCUACUCACUAUCAGUCUCUGAGUACUUUUUUCUCUCAAUCUUUGUCGAUUAAAUUCCUGACAAUGGAUGUUAUUGAAAAUGAAGAAGAUCUAGCAUUUCUCUAUCAGCUAGUAGAAGGUACAGCAACAUCUAGUUUUGCUUCCUUUACAGCACUGAAAGCUGGGCUGUCUAAAAAAAUAGUGAAAAGAAACCUGAAAAUUGCUGAAGCUCUUAAAGCAAGAGAACCAGUUUUUCCUGAAGAAUCCAGUUGGGUCCAUGAUAAAUUAAGAAGGUAUUUUACUAUUUUUGAAAAGUUUUCAACUCUUGAUAUACAUAUAAGCAAUCCUCAAGAUUUUUUGCAAUUUGUCAAGGAAGCAGUCACUGAACCACACACCAUAAUUCAUCACAGUUGAAAAGAAAUAAAAUUAGACCACUAAAAAUAUCUUUUUCAUUAAUUAAUUAUAAUUUAAUAACCUUCAGCAACUACAUGAUUUAUUCUUGUAAAAAUAAAAGAAAAUAACCAUUAAUGAUGCAAAGUUUGUUUUUUUUUCAUUUAUGUUAUCAAAAAAUAUUAGCAUUUUAA
Argiope bruennichi is the source of this 1870-nucleotide messenger RNA. RefSeq names its product mutS protein homolog 5-like. The record is from RefSeq and is a predicted model, not a curated record. Gene Ontology annotation, cellular component: nucleus. Gene Ontology annotation, molecular function: ATP-dependent DNA damage sensor activity; ATP binding; mismatched DNA binding. Bases 102 to 1700 code for a protein of 532 amino acids. Gene Ontology annotation, biological process: chiasma assembly; mismatch repair. The transcript has 18 exons. NCBI's taxonomy places the organism in Eukaryota, Metazoa, Arthropoda, Arachnida, Araneae, Araneidae.